AUGACACGUAUGGCUUUUGAUACACGCACGCAAAAUGCGUGGAAAGAAUUAAUUGAAAAAGAAGCAAUGACUCGUGUCUCUUGGCAUCAAACAUUCAAACCAAAUCCGAAUGAUGAUGAAUGGUUUAAGCGUGCAUUUUAUACACAAGCUACAGCUAAACCAAUUGGCCGUUCUUUACCGACAAUUGUGUUUCCUCCAAGACCUAAACCACGUUAUGAUCCAAAUGAUACGUUAGACGAAUUAGCAAAAAAACUUGAUGUUGAACAUAAUCCUAAUGCAUUAAAAGAAAUGUAUCCGGUUAAAAAAGAAUAUAAAGAUGUUUUAUUUGAUGGUUUUUCAAAAGAAGAAAAAGGUCGUUAUAAAUAUUUAAAUUUACGUAAACAAAUUCAACCUGAACAUAAAUAUCAAUAUCCUGUAUCAAAUACAAUGGAAUAUGGAUGGAAAUUAGGUGAAACUGGUCAACAAUUUAAAGCACCAACAUAUGCCCGAGGAAAAAUUGUUGAAGAAUCAUUUUAUCGUCGUAAUGGUGUUUUUGAAUAA
Messenger RNA from Rotaria sp. Silwood2, 540 nucleotides. Lineage: Eukaryota; Metazoa; Rotifera; Eurotatoria; Philodinida; Philodinidae. The record is from the annotation of a GenBank genome assembly.